UCAUCCACGCGCGCCCCGACAAAUUUUCUUGCCUCCCGCGGCCGCUCGCUCUCUCUCCCUCUAGCCUGCUGCACUCAUGGCGGCUCGGCCGGGCGGCGCGCUCGCGUUCCCCUCCUCGCCGACCUCCCUGCUGCUCUCGCGCUCCCGCUCCGCCCCCGACCUCGCCGCGGCACCCACGCGGCCGGGGCGCCGGAGGCGGUGGCUCGUCGCCGGCGUCCCGGCCGUGGCGGGGGUGCUCGCGGCCUCUGCGCCGGCGUCUGCGGCGGUGCUGCGGGAUGGAGGCGCCACGCUGCUCGUCACCGCCGGGGCCUACUCCCUCGUGCGCGCCUUCGACGCGCUCACCGAGCGGCGCCUCAUCGAACAGAACUUGAGCAGAAAGAUUGUCCAUGUGCUAUCCGGGGUUCUCUUCAUGUCUUCAUGGCCACUCUUCAGCGAUUCGACCGAAGCACGGUUCUUCGCUGCAGUAGUCCCAUUCUUGAACUGCGUGAGGCUUCUGACCUAUGGACUCGGUUUCUUCUCCGACGAAGCUCUAGUAAAAUCAGUGACCCGCGAAGGAAAACGAGAGGAAUUGCUGAGAGGUCCUCUGUAUUAUGUCAUCGUGCUGCUGAUCAUUGUUCUUGUCUUCUGGCGUGACUCCCCGAUCGGGAUCGUCUCCUUGUCGAUGAUGAGCGGCGGUGAUGGGUUCGCUGACAUUAUUGGAAGAAGAUUUGGCUCACUCAAGCUGCCAUUCAACAAGAAGAAGAGCUGGGCCGGGAGCGUCGCGAUGUUCAUUUCUGGGUCCCUGCUAUCCGCUAUAAUGCUGUUCUACUUCUCUUGGCUUGGUCACAUUCAAGUCAGCUGGGAUCAGGCGCUUGGUAAACUGCUUCUUGUUGCGUUGGCGGCUACUGUGGUGGAGUGUAUUCCUGUAAAUGAUGUUGUAGAUGACAACAUCUCGGUUCCUUUGGCCACCAUGUGUGUAGCCUUCCUGUUGUUUGGCAGCACUGCAACUUGAAUCUAUGAACAAGAUGAAUUGAGCUCCUCUUGUACUGGCACCA
Lolium perenne is the source of this 1034-nucleotide messenger RNA. Its product is annotated as probable phytol kinase, chloroplastic. The record is from RefSeq and is a predicted model, not a curated record. NCBI's taxonomy places the organism in Eukaryota, Viridiplantae, Streptophyta, Magnoliopsida, Poales, Poaceae. Gene Ontology annotation, molecular function: phytol kinase activity. Gene Ontology annotation, biological process: vitamin E biosynthetic process. Gene Ontology annotation, cellular component: chloroplast.